Gossypium arboreum is the source of this 2559-nucleotide messenger RNA. RefSeq lists its product as uncharacterized. The transcript has 4 exons. The record is from RefSeq and is a predicted model, not a curated record. NCBI's taxonomy places the organism in Eukaryota, Viridiplantae, Streptophyta, Magnoliopsida, Malvales, Malvaceae. The coding region runs from base 302 to 1321 and encodes 339 amino acids.
UUAUUUUCUAUAAUUUAUAAAAAAAGAAAAAAAAAAAAAAAGGGGGAAGGAAAACUAUCUAUCAGCCAAAGCCCAAAAGCCGCCAUUUGAAAAACCCUCUGAUAUUGCCAUUUCUAAAGAGAGAGAGAGAGAGGGAGGGCGGGAGUGAAUAGUGACAGAGGAGGGAAGCACUUGUCGAGAACGACGCCGUUGACGGAGUUCCCGGAGAAACUCUGUCGAAGUAAACCCUAAUUUUUAUUUGGAUGAGGCCAUAUUUGGGUGAUUCAGAGUUUUGCCAUCUAACCCUUCACUUGCUCUUAAAAUGAAUACAAGAAACAGUAGGGUAUCUAGGGGUCAGAAGUCAAAAAAAUUUCAGGGUGAGGGGCCAAAUUGGAUUCUCAUCGCUGGUGGUGCUUUGCUAAGUACUUUAUCAGUUAGACUUGGUUACAAGCUGAAGCAGGCACUUGACACAAAGCAGCAGGACAAUGCUACUGCCAGCUUGAAAGAGAAUGGAACUUCUGAUAGAAGGAGAUCGUCAGGUUGCCGAUUGCAUUCAAACAUGUACGCAUUUACUGAAGAAGAUGAUGGUUGUUUCAACUGCAUGUCAGGAGCUGAAAACAUAGAGAAGCACCCACCCAAUGGACAGAUACUGCCAGAAUCUGAGGUUGCUCUCCCUCUGGUGACAGUCCCCACCUCUGAUUUCAGCAAGGAUAAUGGUGUUAUGUGGGCAUCAUCUCCAGAUCGCCUUGAGUUGCCUCCUAGGCCAUUUCACCAUUCUAACUGCUCUGACUCACCAUGUGUCUCAGAAUCUGGCUCUGACAUAUUUAGCAAGCGGGAAGUGAUACAGAAACUAAGGCAACACUUAAAAAGAAGAGAUGAUAUGAUUCUGGAGAUGCAGGAUCAGAUUAUGGAACUGCAGAAUUCGCUGAAUGCUCAGGUGGCACACUCAACUCACCUACAAUCACAACUGGAUGCUGCAAAUAGAGACUUGUUCGACUCUCAGAGAGAAAUCCUAAGGCUGAGGAAGGCAAUUGCAGAUCACUGUGUAGGAUAUGGUGGCACAAAUAAGAUGACAUCAAUCGAUACAGUUUGGCCAUCAGACAUAAGAAAUGGCCAUGCUAAUGGGUAUCUUGAUGUGGAGAGCAACUCAGACUCCCCUGAGAAGGGAAGGGGAGAUGGGGAGAGAAUUGAGAUGCUGAAGAGAGAAGUAGGAGAACUAAAAGAGGUGAUAGAAGGGAAAGAGUAUUUGCUGCAGAGCUACAAGGAGCAGAAGCUGGAGCUUUCCAUGAAGAUCAAGGAGUUGCAACAGAGAUUGGAUUCCCAGCUCCCCAACAUUUUGUAGGUACUAUUUAAAAUAAUACGCAUUCUUGCUUUGUUUUCCCCUGUUUCUUCCUUCAAUUUGAGGUUAAAGAAAAUGCCUUUUUUCCCUCUUUUCUUUCCCAGUGUCGUUGGCUUUAAGUAUAAUGUUGGAUGAUACGUUCUUUGCCUGUACAUCUGUAUGUAUGAGAAUGAGAUAUGAGUGAGAGAAAGAAGAGGGAAAAGCAAAGAAGUAGGCACCACUAUAUUGGUUUGUUAUUUAUUUUUCCCUUGCUUUGUGAGUGUCUUACUUCCUAUAGAAAUUAGAAACCAAGUUUUCUGAGUGUUAGGACCUUUUUUUUUUGGCACAAAGUCAAUUGCAUCUCGGGGAUAGGAAAAGGGUUGCAAAUAUUGUGUGAUUCUGAUGCCAGAAUUGUUUGAUAUGUUCUCUUAAGGUUGUUUGCAUGAGCCAUAUGAACUAAGUUCUGGGUUCAUGGUCUUUUUGUUUGUUUUUUGGUCUUUUUAAGUAAUGCAUAACAGGAGCUAUACCUAUGGCAUUGGCAUCCAUGAAAAUUUAAUGGAGAGACAAUUACGUUUUUGUUGAAAAAAUAUAAAUCUUUAAAGAAAAUAAUGUAGCAAAAAAGAUAUAGGCAAAUGCAGCUCAGCAAAGAAUGCUCAAAUUCUAGAAAAUGAAAAAGAAAAAUAUUCAAUUUUCAGCAGACAUGUUCGGAGAGAAAGAAAAGUUAGGAGGGAACAGAAAAAGAAAAGAAACAAAAAGAAAAAGAGCUAAAAUAAAAAUAAAGAAAAAAGAGAGGAAUGAUUUGGUGGUAAUUUGAUAGAAUCGAUGUCUAACUUUGACUAGCGAUAUUCUCUUUUUGUAUAGAUCAAUUCAUAACGUAUUGUCCUGUAGGCAAACCUACUUCGGAUCAGUCAUUCAUUUAAUAUGGGCAAAUUUACAAAGAACAUUUAAAAGGUUAAAUGGAAGCCAUCAGCAGCUCACCAAAGCAAAUGCUUUUGCUUGUCUAUGCCUAAAUAAAUACAAUAAAAAACACAACGUAAUGAAAAUGUCCAUCUAUGCCUCUCACUUCGUGUUUUACUGUUUCUUUUACAAACUAGGUUAACAAAAAAUCGAUUAAGAAAAGGAGAUGCCAAAAUGCCAACUAAGCACCACCAUCCAUGACCUAUCUACUGUUCAAAUCAAACUCCCCAACUUCACGCCAUUCGUUCUGCACACUUGUAUCUCCGUUUUCAGUCUCUUCAUCAUUCAAGAAAUCUUCCGAAGGC